UAGCGGAGAUUGCCGAGAUUGCCGAAGUGCUAGCCAAGCAAGCGCCAGAGGAUGCUAAGAUGGUGAGUGGCGGCGAAGGCGAAGAGAUCACGGAUGCUGCGGAUAAGAAAAAAAAGAAGAAGAAGAAGAGCAAGAAGAAGGGAAUCACUGUGAUUGACUCGUACUAUCCAGAGGGAAUCUAUCCGGAAGGUGAGUGGAUAGAGUACAAAGACGAAAACAACUACCGUACCACCGACGAGGAGAAGAGAUACUUAGACAGACAGAACCACAACACCUGGAACGAAUUCAGAAAGGCGGCAGAGAUCCAUAGAAGAGUGAGAAAGAGAUCCAAGGAUAUCAUCAAGCCGGGUAUGACCAUGAUCGACGUUGCAGAAACCAUCGAAAAUGCCGUCAGAACCUAUUCCGGAGUCGACGGGUUGAAGGGCGGGAUGGGAUUCCCAACCGGUGUGUCGUUGAACCACUGCGCCGCCCACUACACCCCAAACGCUGGUGACAAGACCGUGUUGUCGUACGAGGAUGUGAUGAAGGUUGACAUCGGUGUCCACGUGAACGGGCACAUCGUCGACUGUGCCUUCACCAUGACCUUUGAUGAGAGGUACGACAAGUUGUUGGAGGCCGUGAAGGACGCCACCAACACCGGUAUCAAUGAGGCGGGUAUUGACGUUAGAUUGACGGACAUCGGUGAGCGUGUGGAGGAAGUCAUGGAGUCCUAUGAAGUGGAGUUGGACGGCAAGACUUACCCAGUCAAAUGCAUCAGAAACUUGAACGGGCACAACAUCAAUCAGUACCAGAUUCACGGUGGCAAGUCGGUUCCUAUUGUAAAGAACGGCGACGAAACAAAGAUGGAAGAAGGCGAAACCUUCGCCAUCGAAACCUUCGGCAGUACCGGCAGAGGCUACGUAAUCACCGCCGGUGAGUCGUCGCACUACGCGAAGAAUGUGGACGUCCAGGUCAACCCAGCAGACCUAAAGACGACCAAAGCGAAGCAGUUGAUGGAUACCAUCAACACCAACUUCGGCACUUUACCGUGGUGCCGCCGUUACUUGGACAGAUUAGGCGAAGAAAAGUACUUGUUAGCAUUGAACCAGUUAUGCAAAGCCGGUAUUGUCCAGGACUACCCACCAUUGGUCGACACCGCCGGCUGCUACACCGCCCAGUACGAGCACACCAUCUUGCUCCACCCUACCAGAAAGGAAGUUGUUUCUCGUGGUGACGACUACUAGACGUGUUUUCUUAUUACAUCGCUCACUUAAUGUUAUCUACGAAUUGAAGUAAUGUGAGGGUGAGAAGAGAGGCAAGGGGUGAAUACGAUACCGUGUAUUGAAACUUUAGGAGUUAUAAUGAAAAUAUUGCCAACCGCUUGUCGUGCGGAAGCCCUUGAAAUGAGGCAUGGUUUAUAUUAGAGUAGGCGGUAUUUACCGGUCUAGGAAUAUCUCACUCAAAGUGAAAACUCCAGGAAAUGAGCUUCUCCUGGCUAUGGCUGUUAUGGCAUCCAGUUAGGCUUGAACGGUCAAAAAGCAGUCAACAGCUCAGCCGUGAGAACAAGCUUGCUAUCUGUAUCAUAUUUCACCCUUAGCUGGAUUCAUUUUUCUAUCGACGCUUUCAUAGUUUUAAAAGUAC
Babjeviella inositovora NRRL Y-12698 is the source of this 1620-nucleotide messenger RNA. Its product is annotated as methionine aminopeptidase. Lineage: Eukaryota; Fungi; Ascomycota; Pichiomycetes; Serinales. Gene Ontology annotation, biological process: proteolysis. Bases 60 to 1223 code for a protein of 387 amino acids. The transcript has a single exon. Gene Ontology annotation, molecular function: metalloaminopeptidase activity. The record is from RefSeq and is a predicted model, not a curated record.